Messenger RNA from Topomyia yanbarensis, 3318 nucleotides. RefSeq lists its product as uncharacterized. NCBI's taxonomy places the organism in Eukaryota, Metazoa, Arthropoda, Insecta, Diptera, Culicidae. The record is from RefSeq and is a predicted model, not a curated record. Bases 1 to 3318 code for a protein of 1105 amino acids. The transcript has a single exon.
AUGGAAAAGCUCAUUCGUGAGCGAAAAUCACUUGAGCCGCGACUCAAACGCGUGUCCGAUUCAGUGCUAAAAUUCAAGCCAGAAACGGCUGAAGAAGUCGAUGUGCAAACAGAAUUGGACGCGCUCCAUGAUAUUUGGGCUGCUUAUUGUUCAGUGCACAAAAGAAUUUUGGAUGCUAGUGCGAACGACGAAAUGUAUGAUGACGCCAUUGAGCGACUGUGCCAAUUCGAAGAGGCGUAUAUCACGCUGAAAAAUCGUCUAUUAAAGAUUCUAAAAGUGAUUAAAAAUCGUGAUAGCCUUGCAGAAAUGCAUUCGUCGUCCCAAAAUGACGUUAUAAAUCAACUCGCUCAACAACAGGCCGAGUUUCUUCGCAUGAUGGCUGCUAGAAUGGCGCCCGUAUCUGGUGAAAAUUCUACGGCACCUAAUUUUACUCCAGCGCAAAUGCCGUCGUCAGACCUAAAGUUGCCUCGAAUGAAUUUGCCUGUAUUUUGCGGUAAUUAUCUCGAGUGGAAGUCCUUUAUCGAUCUAUUCCAAAGCAUGGUUGAUCAAAAUCCAUCGCUAAAGGAUAGUCAAAAAUUAUAUUUCCUUAAGACUAAUCUGUCUGGUGAGGCUGCUUCGCUCAUUUCGCACCUCAAGAUUGAAGACGCAAAUUACGCGCCUGCCUUGCUAAAGCUGAGAUCACGCUACGACAAGCCGCUCGAAAUUGCUCACAAACACAUCGAACGCUUUCUAAGCCAACCAGCCUUGACAUCAGCAUCUGCUCACGGCUUACGUUCAUUGCACGACGUUUCAGACGAGGUCGUUCGAGCCCUUCAAGCCAUGCACAGGGAGGAUCGCGACACGUGGCUUCUAUUCAUUCUUGUCGAAAAAUUGGAUCAUGAGACUAAGCAGCUAUGGUGUCAAAGGGCGGCUGAUAUGCCAGAAGCGGAGAUCACACUAAAAUCUUUUCUCAGUUUCAUCGAAUCACGUAGCUUUGCUCUGCAAUCAGCACAUCCAGCAAGGCAACGGACGGUUGCUACCUACAAGCCUCCCGUGAAACCACAGUACAGAGGAGCCGCAACUUUCGUCGCAACCAAUACAUCGUUAAAUUGCGACGUCUGCGGAAAAUCAUCACAUCCAAUCUACCAAUGCGGUAAGUUCAUGCACAUGAGCACCGAGGAAAGAUUAGCUACUGUCAGCAAACAAAGGUUAUGUCGCAAUUGUUUGAGGAAGCACCCCGGUGAAACGUGCAAAUCUGGAAACUGCAGAAAAUGUGGUUUACUCCACCACACCCUGCUGCACAACGCUCUUGAGCCACCAAAUUUUCAACAAACUCCGUCAACAUCGUACACUGCUCAUGCUAGUGGUAAUCCGGCCGCCCAAUCGCUGAUUUCGGCCCUUGAUUUAACCACUAAUAUUGACGCUUCCAAUGUUCUGCUUGCCACUGUUGCCAUCAACGUUUUGGACAAACACGGACGACCACACGCCUGUCGCGCUGUUUUGGAUUGCGCGUCCCAAGUUAGCUUCAUCAGCGAGAGCUUUUCUAACGAACUCGGCCUGGAUCUGGUGGAAGCAGACAUGGACUUAGAAGGAAUAUCAUCCACUCCUGCACACGCAGACAAAUGCGUGCAAAUUAUCAUUGCAUCCCGAUGCUCGGACUAUCGCACUACCGUUCCGUGUAUGGUGCUAGAAAGGAUCACUAAAACACUACCUGUAAAGCAAGCUAAUAUCGACGGUUGGCCAAUUCCUUCCUCCAUCAACCUUGCUGAUCCUCUGUUUCAUCGCCCUGGUAAGAUCAACGUCCUGCUCGGCAUUGAACUUUUCUUUCAGCUGCUCGAACCUGGCAAAAUCACCCUCAGCACCGAUGACAGCUUCCCCACUUUGCAAAACACCAAAUUAGGGUGGGUGGUUGCUGGUCGUUAUCGAGAUACCAGCGUUUUGCCGCAGAGUAAAAUUUCAACGUGUUUUUUGACGUCAACUGAUGAAAGCCUUUGCCAGCAAUUGCGACGCUUUUGGGAGCUUGAGGAGUACGUUGAAACUUCAUCUCAUCUCAGUGAGGAGGAAAAACUGUGCGAAGAAUAUUUUCUUAAACAUACCGUUCGAGAUGCCAGCGGGAAGUUUACAGUUCGGCUACCAUUUCUGCACCCCCCGAGUCAACUUGGCGACUCGAGGCAAAUGGCUGAGAAACGUUUGAGCCACAUCGAGCGAAAAUUACAUCGAAACCCUCAACUCAAGCACGAAUAUCAUGCUUUUCUUCGGGAGUACCUCGAACUCGGGCAUAUGACGCUUGCUGAGUGCCCAGCACCCAAAGGUAGCGUAUAUCGCCCCCAUCAUUGUGUAGUCAAAGAAGCCAGUUCUACCACAAAAUGUCGUGUCGUCUUUGACGCCUCAGCGAAGACGACCAGCACUAACUCACUUAAUGACGUGCUUAUGGCCGGGCCCGUUCUACAAGACUCGUUGGUCAACAUUCUUCUUCGGUUUCGUUUGCCAGCAUUUGUGGUCACCGGUGAUAUAAAACAAAUGUAUCGUAUGGUUGAAAUCCACGAAGCGGGUCGUGAUUUUCAACGAAUCCUUUGGCGAUGGUCGAGCGACGAGCCGGUAAGCGAGUAUCGGCUGAAUACAGUCACAUACGGAACCAAAAGUGCAUCGUAUUUGGCGACAAAAUGUGUACAGCAACUGUUGGAAUCGCACAGACAACAGCAUCCGACGGCGGUUGAGAAAGCAGAAAAGGGAACCUACGUGGACGACGUUCUGACUGGCGCUGAUUCCGAAGAAGAAGCCAUCCUACUACGACAGCAGUUAUCAACGAUUUUUGCUUCCGGUGGAUUCUACUUGCGGAAGUGGGCAUCAAACAGCGCAGCAGUGCUCGACGGUGUUCCAGCCGCCGAUCUCGAAAUGCAAACAUCGAUUGAAAUCAACGAUACACGCACUAUCAAGGCCCUCGGCAUCCACUGGCAGCCGUGCAGCGACCAGUUCCAGUUUUCAAACAUACCGAACAAGAUCUUUCAGCCCACUAAGCGGACCAUGCUUUCUCAAAUCGCCAGUAUUUUCGACCCGCUUGGACUAUUGGCCCCGAUCGUCGUGAAAGCAAAGAUGGUCAUGCAACAAUUGUGGGAGCUGAAGGUGGACUGGGAUGAAACUCCCCCCGGUGAGUUAGUUCAACAUUGGUUAGUGUUUGUGCAAAGCCUUUCCGAUCUCAAUUCAUUGCAGGUACCACGUCGAGUAAUCGGCACGCAGGGAACGUCGCGAUAUUACCUGCACGGCUACAGUGAUGCAUCCGAGCGAGCCAUGGGAGCGUGCGUCUACAUCCGAGCCAUUGACGAUGACGGUAACACAUAA